AUGCCGCGCCCGGCGGGAAGGCACCGGGCGGCUGCGGGAAAUGGCGGCGCCGCCGGAGCCGGAGGGCGCGGGGCCGGGGGAGGCGGACGCGGGGCCNNNNACCCGUUGGUGCGCUGCUGCUCGCGGCGCGGGCUGGGCGCGGUGCUGGAGCUGUGCGCGCCCUUCGUGCGGGCCCUGGCGCAGGGACAGCCCGGCGGGGCCGCCGCCGAGGUGGAGGCGCUCUGGAACUUCGAGACAGCGGUGCGGGAGAACGUCACCAUCAACGGGCAGCCCUGGGAGGAGGCCUCGGAUGACUCCCGGCUGCGGAGCGAUUCCAAUACGGAAAUUGUGGAGGAUGAAUUUCAUGACUUAGUAGCAGAGACAACAGCUAGGCGUAAACGGUGGCCUAAAAAGAUCCUGGUGCAUGCUAUCCAGACCAUGAAAGCAGAGCAAGAGAUGUUGAAGCUCUACCAGCCUGUGGUGAAACCAGCAGACAUAAGACCUCUGGAUUCUCAAGAUGCUUACAUCGCAGAGCUGAAGCAGGUGACAGGAGCGGCAUCCAAACAGAUCAGCAAAGCAAUGCAGUCUAUUCUGGCACUCACAGAAAAAGCAGAAGGUUUUUCCCAAGCAUUGAGUUUGCAACCAACCUUGGAACUCUGCAAGCUGCGGCAAGAAGUCUUUUCUGGUUUCAAGGUGAAGGAGGAAAACAAUGUCCAAAAUUCAGUACCACCAGGAGAAGUCACACCAACAGGAACUGUUUCCAGUAAAAAUCCUUAUGUUUUGCUAAAAAGAAGAAAAGCUGCAGAUUCCCCCCAGAGAAGGCGCUACCCACUGCGGCGGAGGAAGAUCACUCUCAGUGCAUGAAUUUCUCAUUUUGUAUUUUCACAUUGGAAUCUCAGUUGUGCAUCUGUUCCAUCUUUUUUCUUAGAACUGAUCUAAGAACCUCAGUGCUACACAUGGGAGCUUCUUUAAUUAGUCUUUGACCUCUUAAAUAUUUCUACUUUUGCUGACAUGCUGAUGGUAUAUGGUACAUGUACCAAUAGCAUCCCAUAUCCAGCAAGUGUAUUUUCCAUUUAACUCAUUUUUUGCUCUUAUAUUGCAGUUUUUAGCUUGAGUCCUUGUGCUUCUCAGAGUUCUUGUACAUGCUUUAUGUAUGUGGGCAGUCUUUUAGGAAACUACUCACUGCUCAUUUACGUUCAGCAUGUCUCUAAAGAGGUUGGAGAAUGUCUAGUUCUCCUAAUGCACCUUAAUUAAUUACUAAGGCAUGUGGCUUUUAUGUUAAUGAGUUAAUUGACACUGCAGCAAAAAUGGAAUCACCAAAUUUGAUGCGAUGUUGGAGUUUUAAGGAAGCCCAUGCACACAUGUGAUAUUACUCCUUGCUAUUCUACCUUUCCUGAAUAUAGGUCAUCUAGGCUUAUUUAUAGUUAUGUUUGUUGAAACUUGGAUUUUUAAUAAUUGUAUAUAUUUACUUGCAGUGUGCUCUUCUGAACAGGAAUUCAACCAUCAAAAUUUUAGGGUCUGAUAUAUCAUUUCAUGUAAUCCAAUUAUGCAGCCUGGUGUUUUCCUGAGCAAUAUUUCUACCCAAGAAAGGAUCUUGACUUGGGUUAUGUUUGCAUUUGUGUUGUUUGACUAAACUUUAAAGAUCAGUAGAGACUACCAGUAAAUGGUAUUUACCUGAGCUAGCUUACUUUUGUUUUCUAUACUCAUUAGUACCUAGAAGAUUGCAAAUUAGUACUAAAUUGAGCAUUGUGCCUUAACCAUUUAUAACUUUUUCUAGUUUAUGGUUGCAUGUGCCUGCAGUAAAUACUCCUGUCUAGUAUGUAAUAUAUUUGUAACACAGUAAAUGGAGGGGGGGAGGGGUUUAGAAGCUUUCUUAAUGACAUAUUUGGUGCUAAGAAGACAGGUCCGACCUAAUGUCUAAGAGAUUGAGAAUUCUCAAGAAAACAGAUUUUAGCAUAAUUUAUUUCGUAAAAGUGAGCAUCUGUACUGAGACUUUGUAUAUAUAAUCAUAUGUAAAUAUUUUUUCUGACCUUGUAUAUACAAAUGUGUGUUUUUAUAUGAAGUAAAUUAAAUCAAUUAAGGAAGA
This is a messenger RNA of Onychostruthus taczanowskii (white-rumped snowfinch), 2065 nucleotides long. RefSeq names its product NSL1 component of MIS12 kinetochore complex (gene NSL1). The transcript is spliced from 7 exons. The coding region runs from base 1 to 843 and encodes 280 amino acids. Gene Ontology annotation, cellular component: MIS12/MIND type complex; kinetochore. Lineage: Eukaryota; Metazoa; Chordata; Aves; Passeriformes; Passeridae. The record is from RefSeq and is a predicted model, not a curated record. Gene Ontology annotation, biological process: mitotic sister chromatid segregation.